Messenger RNA from Sclerotinia sclerotiorum 1980 UF-70, 1530 nucleotides. RefSeq lists its product as hypothetical. Gene Ontology annotation, cellular component: membrane. The transcript has 3 exons. Gene Ontology annotation, molecular function: carbohydrate:proton symporter activity. Gene Ontology annotation, biological process: transmembrane transport; carbohydrate transport. Lineage: Eukaryota; Fungi; Ascomycota; Leotiomycetes; Helotiales; Sclerotiniaceae. The record is from RefSeq and is a predicted model, not a curated record. The coding region runs from base 1 to 1530 and encodes 509 amino acids.
AUGCCACCAAAAUACAUACAAGCAUCUGUCAUUAUCUCGAUCGGUGGUAUUCUAUUUGGUCUUGACACGGGCACCAUCGGUCCUUUAACAGUGAUGCCUCAGUUCUACGCAACUUUUGGUACACUCUCAUCAACCGUCCACGGUCUUGUUGUUUCCACAAUCCUCAUACCUGCAGCACUCUCCUCGAUGUUUACCGGCCACUUAGCCAAUGCCCUCGGUCGUUUAGCAGCUACUGCAAUUGGCUCCUUCAUUUUUGGUAUUGGCGCAGCCAUUGAAUGUUCAUCUUUUCAACUCGCUCAACUCUUUGUCGGUCGUGCCAUCAAAGGACUUGGCGAAGGAUUUUUCCUAAGCACAUUAACUGUUUAUAUCACAGAGAUAUCACCUCCUUCCCAAAGAGGUACUUUAGCCAGUCUUCCACAGCUUGCUACCACUUUGGGAUGCCUUGCAGGCUAUUUUAUGUGUUAUGGGUCUGUGGAAAUAGGAUCAAGCUUAAGUUGGCGAUUACCUUUUGCGGUACAAGCAAUUAUCGCAUUCUUGUUCACAGCUAGCACUAUGUUAUUCCUACCGCAGAGUCCAAGAUGGUUAGCAGCAAGAGGAAAGUUUGAGGAAGCGGAGCGAGUAUGGUUACAUCUCGCGGUGCCUGAGAAGGAGAGAGAAGGGGUGAAACAGGAGGUAGAUGAUAAUGAGAAAGCGGAUCAGGAAGUUAAGACAAAAGACCUAUUUGCUAUUUUCGCACCCGAUGCGUGGAAGAGGACAGUUUUGGGUUUAUUCAUGAUGGCAAUGCAGCAGGCGACUGGGAUUGAUGGUGUCUUAUAUUACGCACCUAUGCUCUUCCAAGCUGCUGGGUUAACCUCAUCAACGGCCUCAUUUCUUGCCUCGGGUAUUUCCGCGCUCCUAAUCUUCCUCACUACCAUUCCAACCUUCAUCCUCGCCGAUAAAUGGGGUCGCAGAACUAGCACCAUUGUUGGCGGCGUCGGACAAUUCAUCGUAAUGUUCAUCAUCGCCUCUCUCUACGCUUCCGAUUCCGUUCAUUCCUCUUACGGCGCUGGUCGCUGGGUCGUUAUCAUCUGCAUUUAUCUAUUCGCGAUUAUAUUUGCUGCAACAUGGGCUGUGACGUUCAAAGUAUACGUUUCUGAGAUUCAAAGUGCUAAAACGAGGGCCGGAGCAACAAGUCUAAGCUUGAGUGCUAGUUGGGUAGUUAAUUGGAUAAUAGCAUUCACGACGCCUAUAUUCCUGGCGAAGAGUGCGAGUGGAUGUUAUUGGUUGUGGGGAAGCGCGGCCCUAGUGACAGUCAUUGUGGCGAUAAUCUGGAUGCCAGAAACGAAGGGGAAGAGUUUGGAGGAGAUUGAUGCUAGUUUUAGGAAAAGGGACAUUAAGGGCACUGUUAGUGAAAGUGGGGUUGUGGAGUUGGGGCCACUGGACGGGUUGGGAGAUCAGGAUGAGGAUACUUCUGAAAGGGCCGACAAACACAAUAUGAAAGUUACUUCGAGGGUUGUGGUCGAUACCGCUGCUUCGAGUUCUCUUGUGUAG